AACUGUCUCCUGCUCAGUGGUCAGCUCUGGUCUUCAUCUUACUGUCAUCAGAAAAAGAUCUGGAUUUGUUUGAUCUGAAGAAAUAUUCAGCUUCAGAGAAGGUUCUUCUAAGGCUGCUGCCAGUGAUCAAAGCCUCCAACAAAGCUCUACUGAGUGACUGUACCCUCUACAAUGMAACAUGUGGAGCUCUGUCCUCAGUUCUCAGAUCCCAGUCCUCCAGUCUGAGAGAACUGGACCUGAGAAUCCAUGAUUCAGGAGUGAAGCCUCUGUCUGAUGCACUGCAGUGUCCAAACUGUAAACUGGAAACUCUCAGGGGCAGAGCCAGAGGUGUGACCAGGGKGCCACAUGUCACUCCUGGAAUCUGACUGGCCCCCCAGGUGCCUCCACAGUUGAUUCACAAGUUAUUGAAUGUGGCACUGGAAGAUGUGAGACUGUGGUAAAUGCAGACACAUAAUUACUGGUUUGUAGAUGUUUUUGGUAGAGACACAGAGAUGUUAUAUCUUGUACAAUUUUUCAAAGUGCUAAACAAUUUGAUUUU
This is a messenger RNA of Austrofundulus limnaeus, 538 nucleotides long. RefSeq names its product protein NLRC3. The record is from RefSeq and is a predicted model, not a curated record. NCBI's taxonomy places the organism in Eukaryota, Metazoa, Chordata, Actinopteri, Cyprinodontiformes, Rivulidae.